AUGGCCGCGACAAUGGACUUUUUCAGAGUUUCCAUCAGAGGCGUUCAAAUCAAAGGGUAAGUUUUGGAGCAGUGGUAUUUUCUGCGUAAACUAAUUGCCUUACCGCACUUCAUGUGAAAUUCCUUCAGAAAACAAAGCCUUACUUGGCGCUUAUCUCCAUGGCUUACGCUGUUUAAUUUGGAUAAUUUUCAGAUAUCACCAUUUCAAGGUUAAAGCACCAUCUGGGACACCAUUUAUCGUUAGAAAGGAAGCUUACAACGAGUAUGAUCCCUUCNGACCAUUGCUGAGAAAGCGUUCUGAAACUGCGGUUUCGAUGUAAACCGUGUUUUAUUCUUGGUUUUCACAUGACGUCACUGAAAUUCAAACUACAAAACUAUCGAUCCUUCUGAGAUUUUAUUUUCAUGAUUCAUUAGAGCAGCUGAAAACUAAUGUUCAUAUAAAUUUUCGCUUUAAAAGGGUUCUUUGCUUUUGUGUUAGGGUACGCUUUCUCUAACCCGAAUCUUGGCGAGGGUCUUUGUAUAUUUACCUCCUUUCAUUUCCCAGAUUCUAUACUUAAACUGUUGAACGGUUCUGAUUUUUAUUUUGAUCUAUUUUGAAUAGCGUGAAACUGAAAACCAGCAAUAGGGGCAUGUUGUGUAUUUACUGCUGCACCGAAAAGAACCGGGAGUGGCCCGGUCAUUGUUACAGUUAUUAGUCUCUGGUAAUUGGGCUCUAACAAGUAUCGCUUAAAUUGUUAGGAUGGUAGUAAGCUACUAUUGGAAAGUUUUCAAAAUCAUUUCUACAUCGUUCUCAGGAAAAGUAGAGAACAUGAGAAAGUUUGAGAAUAAUGUACCCGACAUUGGGCAAUGUAGGGUUGUCAUAAUCAUCAUCAUUAUCAUUGUUAUUAUCAUUACAUUAUUGUUGUAAUGAGAUCGGGAGCUCCGCUUUUAGGCUUGGCUAAAUAUAUAUAUUAGGAGUUCUUCACAGCACCACAAAUAAACCAACAUUGAAACAAGCAGUUAUUACACUGGUAACUAGCAUUCUAGAAGUGUCAUCUGGACAUCUCACCGGAAACGGCAGAGUUGGGUGCCGAGCUGGUCAAAGGUCUCAAAUCCUCGGAACAAAGUGAGCGCAAUCCUUCAGCAUGGCCGCGACAAUGGACUUUUUCAGAGUUUCCAUCAGAGGCGUUCAAAUCAAAGGGUAAGUUUUGGAGCAGUGGUAUUUUCUGCGUAAACUAAUUGCCUUACCGCACUUCAUGUGAAAUUCCUUCAGAAAACAAAGCCUUACUUGGCGCUUAUCUCCAUGGCUUACGCUGUUUAAUUUGGAUAAUUUUCAGAUAUCACCAUUUCAAGGUUAAAGCACCAUCUGGGACACCAUUUAUCGUUAGAAAGGAAGCUUACAACGAGUAUGAUCCCUUCGCCCUGGCAUGUCUUAUCCCUGCCGAAUUGGAACUAAUUCCGGAGCUUUUGCGGAAAAUGGCCAUUUACAGCAAAUCAAAGCGAAAAAGUUACACUUUGGAAGAUGUGCGAGGGUCUCAGAUCGGCAGAAUUCAGUAUUUUUUAAACAGGGAGCUAUCCUACCUUCUGGAGUGUGGCAAGAUAUCGCGGAUUGAAGGGUAGGUGAAUUAUCGGUUAUCUCCUUUGUCUGAAUAUUUUUCUGUGUAAUAAAUUGAAACGAAGCUUUUCAGUUUACUUGUACCGGUGAACAGUUUUGGAAUUCGUCGGCCUGAAUUUUUUAAUCUGCGUUUGUCUCUUCUCUCUAAGGAUUGUCAACGGAGAACCAACGGUUUCUGUUCGUCCCAACGCAGCCCAAAAGUUCCAAAGAAAUAAACAGGCUGGUGGAGGGGCUUACAUCCCGGCUACUAUUCACGUUGAAGGUCCACGCGAGCACAAAAAGGCUGUGCUCGACAGAGUCUGCACGUCCUUAGCGGAGUGCGAGAAUGGAGGGCUGAUGACAAUCGAUAUCGAAAAUUAG
Molecule: messenger RNA, 1953 nt
Organism: Porites evermanni
Lineage: Eukaryota; Metazoa; Cnidaria; Anthozoa; Scleractinia; Poritidae
Source: the annotation of a GenBank genome assembly